AUGGCAUCAAAUUUUACACGAAAAUUACUCAACUUCUAUACCAAAAUUACCCCUACUCGUGUGGAAACGUGUGCUAAUUUGGUCUGCAGCUCUAUUUAUGGUGAUGCUGUUCAAACUGCAAUUUUGUCUGGCGAUAAAUUGAAAAGUGUUAAGGAGGAAGAGUCAAUUAAAAAGCUUGAACGUCUUUCGUCACUAAAAAUGACUUCAAAAGAUGUUAAAAAUUUGGAAGAGGAUAUUUUAUUUUCUCAAAGGAUUUUGGACGUUAACACUGAAAAUGUGGAGCCAUUAUAUAAUAUCGUAGAAGAUCAUAUUACGUGCCCUUUGCGUGAUGAUAUUGUUUGUGAAAACGAAUCGAGGGAAAAGAAGAGAAUGUCUUCGAAUCUUGAAAAUCCACAUGCAACGACAAUAUAUUAUUUAAAUCGACCGCAAAGAAUUAUUCAACCAGAGAAACAAAAUAAUAAUGUUUUUAUUGUGCAUCAACAACAACCGCAACAGCCACCGCAACAACAAAAUGUACAACAGCAAAAUCUUCAUUUUAAUCAAAAUCUUCCACCAUUUUCAAGUGCUUCAAUGCCUUCAACAACAACAAUUAUAAGAAGUAGUCGAUCAUCUACACAAUCUCCGCAAAUUGUUUCUUCUUCAGCUUCACGUUCUUCAGCAUCCCCAGCAUUAAUGUCUUCGUCAGUUGAUGCAAUUACUGCACCUACAGAACAGUACAUUAUGAAAUGUGCACACUUUUUUAAAUCGUUGUUAAAAAUGCGACCACAUCAAUCAUUUAAUUUGUUGGACAUGAAAAAUUUGCUUCGGGAUGUACUUCUUGGAGAGCAAUCACCAGAAGAAUUUACAGUUAAAUUGAGGGAAGUAACAAAAUCUCAAGAUAAAGGAAAUUUGCUUCCAUUUCUUCGACGCUCACUUCCAUCACUUCGACGUUCUAUACAAAAUGGACAACAUUUAGAUUUGAGACAAGCACUCGAUAUUGAUGAAUCUUGUUCUAGUAGCACACCGCAAUUACCUCAACAAUCUGAUGAAUUUACUUCUUUUUCUUCUCAACAACAAUCUCAAAAUAAUCAACAAAAUUUUCAAAUUUAUGGGAAAUGUCCAAAAACAGAAAAUUAUUCUCCAGCAAAUUUGGCACCAACAACAGCUCAUUCAAUGCCAAAAAGUGUAGAAAACAUUCAACAAAAUUCUUUAGAUAAUUACAAAUUUGUUCGAUCAAAUGAAAUGAAAUAUGAGGUUUCAACAUUUAAAAAGGAAGAAUCAAAUACAAUAGCUGAAAAAGGAAAUGUUGGAAUGGAUCCUUCCGCUUCUUCACUAUUUGAUGAUAAUGCUGAUAAUUUAAAUAAUUUACCCAAAAUGCUCUUGAACCCACAAGCUUUGGCUGAUAGAAUUUUGUUGCGUAUGCCAGAUGCUGAAGGUGUUGAUGGUGAAGUGCUUUCAGUUAUUUCAAAUGCAGCAGAAGCUCGUCUUUGUACAAUUCUUGCUCAUUUAUCUACUUUAGCUGAACAUCGAUUGGAACCUUUACGUGCUAAUCCUCUUUAUACUUCAAUUGAUGAACCUAGAAAACAAAUCCGUUUUAUGGAAGAUAUUGAUAAACGUGCUCAUAAUCAUAGACAAACAGCAGAAAAGGAAGCUCUUUUAAAAAUUACUAAAAGUAAAGGAAAAGAUAAGGAUGCAUUAGAAAAGGCAAAACAGAUUCAAAAAGCUGAUAGAGAAGCAAUGGUUAAUCGUGAGGCUAAUGCUGCAGCUUUUGCAGCACUUGGUGGAAGUCGAAUUGGAGCAAAAAGGCCUUUUGCUGCUCCAGCUUUAGGUGGAACUGUUGAUUGGAAAAGUGGAAUGCAAAAUCAAGGAUUAACUAGUGGAUUGACGGGAGCUGCGAAAAUUGCUCGCCUUAAACGUGUUACAAUGCGUGAUUUACAAUUUUUUCUUGGUAUUGAUCCAUCAAUUCCAAGUAAUUCAAGACUUCGUCAUCGUAUUGCUUUAUAUUCACUCUGUGCUGAUGAAAAUACUUUAAUUUAA
Molecule: messenger RNA, 2016 nt
Organism: Meloidogyne enterolobii
Lineage: Eukaryota; Metazoa; Nematoda; Chromadorea; Rhabditida; Meloidogynidae
Source: the annotation of a GenBank genome assembly